This is a messenger RNA of Stomoxys calcitrans (stable fly), 1588 nucleotides long. RefSeq lists its product as uncharacterized. NCBI's taxonomy places the organism in Eukaryota, Metazoa, Arthropoda, Insecta, Diptera, Muscidae. The record is from RefSeq and is a predicted model, not a curated record. Gene Ontology annotation, molecular function: nucleic acid binding. Bases 88 to 1428 code for a protein of 446 amino acids. The transcript is spliced from 6 exons.
UAUUUUCUUUUGACAUUUGUAACUUGGCGUUCUUAGUUUAGGAAAUUCUUUUUUUAACAUAAUUUUUAUAUUAAACGUGUUUUCGCAAUGUCCAAAAAAGAUAAAAAGGUAAAGAAGCCUAAAGAAAAGGAUGGAUCGGAAUCAGAUCAACAGCAGCAAGCUGAUAGCGAGUUUCCCACUGACUGGGAUGUUGACUCUUAUCGCCGGGAAUACGAGAGCGAGGAGCAUUGGUUGCUGAGAAAACGAUUUAUGGAAAUGCACAAAAAUAAAUUUCCAGAGGACAAAGUAGUAUGCUUAGCUCAAGUAUUCACGAAUAUGGAAUUCAUGGGCUGCAAAUAUCCAGCUGAAACGAUGGCCAUGGUGGCUGAAUUGUCACGAGAAGUUGCAAAAGAAUUUCGGGCAGGUAGAGCUAAUCGCCUGAAAAGAACCUUUGUUGCGGCUUCAGAUGCUGCCGAGGCUAGGGCUAAAGGACGGAAAUCUGCGCAGCAAUCGAACGAUGUACCGACAACAACCCAGUAUGGCCAAAAACGCAAGCACUUUGAAAUGGGUGGAGCGGCCAAUGUAAACCAACCAACAAAAAAAGCUGCAAAUGUUGAUCUUUUCUCAGGUCUAACUUACAAUAAUUUUAUAGUGUAUUUAAAUGGCGGCCGCAAUUGCCUGCAAUUAUCUGCACAACGUAGCAAUGUACCCUAUGUGGAAAGAGAAGUUCGUGCACAAAAUAACACCAAAAAAAUUGAAAUUUGUUUGGACAAUAAAGUAGUGGCUAGUGCCUGCGAAGAUAAUAUUAAGACCUCCAAAACAGCAGCAUUUAACAAAGCAUUGGAUAUACUUCAAAAGCAAUGCUAUAGCAUUAAGCUUAACCCUAGUAGGAAGACUAUCAAAAUAGAGAAAAGCAACAAUAAAGUUAGUGGUGAAGUUAUUAAAUCACAAGUUGACGCAGCAUCAGAAGAUAAAAAACUCGAUGACAACAACAAAGGCUUUCGAAUGAUGAAAAUGAUGGGAUGGUCUGGUGGAGGCUUAGGUUCCAAAAGUCAAGGUCGUGAAGAUCCAGUGGGUUAUUUAUUCAAAAAUAAUCGUGCUGGAUUGGGCAACGAAGAUUGUAAGUUUGAUAAAAAAUAUUUCCAACAAAUGUUGAGAAAUUAUGUCGAAUCUGACGAUAUACGAGAACUUCAAUUCGAGCCAACGUUCACCAAGGACGAAAGGGCGUUAUUGCACGAAAUUGCAAAAAACAUAAAUUUAAGAUCCUCGAGUUAUGGCCAAGGAGAACAGAGACGUUUGAUUGUAACCAAAAAAACCAUAACCGAUGUUCAAAUUUUACAAGAAGUACUAAUAAAUAAAAAUUCUCGUUUUAUGGAUCGGUAUUUAGUGCAAGUACCGUUAUCAAAGAGCGAGUUAUAUCCUGACCACACUGAACCUUUAACACUGUGAGUUGUCCAAUAAAACAUACAGUUUAAUAUUAAAGGCAUAGAAACAAAAUAAUAUUCCUCUGUGUAUAUCCUAAGUAUAAUUAAACCUAGGUAUAAGUUUAAUUGCUGCGUAAAUUUAAGACAAAUGAAAUAUGAAAAUAAAAAAAGGGCGAAAAAUAAAA